AUGUCAGCAACAAGCAGCCAAGGCGCAUCAUCGACAGCAGCUUCCACGUCUUACGCCGCGCAGCUUCCCGCAUCAGUGCGCGCAAUCUUGGGCGAUAAAGAUCUCGAUUAUCUGGCGGCGCAGCUCGGGUCGCAGCACGAGCGAUUGGUGACUUGCCUCAAGAGCGAGAGCAACUUGGCCUACUUCAAGGUUGCCGAUCUCAAGCUGCUUAUCUCCUACCUCAAGGGAAAGCUCAAGAAGAACAUUAAAAUCUCGGGAAACAAGUGCGAUCUCGCCCAGCGCAUUGCCGAAGAGCUCUUUCCGAGUGGCGGCGCUGGCUCUGACGACGGCGCUGGCCCCACUCAAACCACCCUCAGCGGUUACGGUGCCAUGCAAUCUUCGAGCAGCUAUGAAAGCGCUCCUCCAGCAAAGCGACCUCGCACUGCCCCGAUUCCUCAGCCUUCCGUCAACUACAAUGCCAAGCUGGUCAUCAUGCCGCCCAACUCGACCGUUAACGUCAAUCUGUAUAUGCACCCACCGCACUCCUAUCCGGCUGUGCCGCACGCGCCCACCAGAUCGCCGCCGCAGCUGUACAACGAAGUCACCUUCCAGCAGCAACAGAAUCCCUUCUACCGCGUUCUCAAGCAGGUCUCUGUCCUCUCCUUUGGCCCCAAGGGACGCACCGCCACCGAUCGAUCCCAACAAGUCCGACAUGUGUUCAACCUGGACCUCCCCACUCUGCAAGAACUACAAAACGGCAACGAGCGUAAGCUAGGCGUACACAUCCGAUUCUUCUCCACUCUCAAGCAGAGCGACAUCGCACUCGGCUACGACUCCAACCUGCGCAUCAACGGCAAGCCGGUCGAUCUUACCAAGAACUACAAGAAGAUUCGAUCCAAGCAUAUACAGAAUCCCUUUAUCACGCCCUGCCCGGCGGAAGUCACUGGCCUGGUCGGGCAGAGCAACAUGCUGGAGUUCUCCAACCAGAAGAACAUCUCGGGCGUGGCCGUGGUGCAGCUCAUCCAAGAAAUCACCGCCGAGGAGAUUAUACCCUCGAUCGCGAGGUCAUCACCCGAGUACAAGAAGCCGGCGUCGAUAGGCGAUGUUGAGGAAACCAAAGUGCUCGUGUCUCUGCGGUGCCCGCUUGGCUAUUGCCGCAUCGAGUACCCGGCCAGGGGCCUUCGCUGCAAUCACCUGCAGUGCUUUGAUGUGCGAUUUUUCCUUCAAUUCUGCCACCAGCAGCGGCUAUGGCACUGUCCGGUGUGCAACGGCUCCAUACCCUUCCACGAGUUGCUCAUCGACGAGUAUUUCAAUUCGAUUCUCAACUCGAUGGAUUCGGAGACGAUGAAGGCCGAGAUCCACCCCGACGGCACAUUCACCAAACCCGACAAGUCAGAGAAGAAGCAGAGGCUGGCCGGCUCGAAGCGAAAGGAGGUGGGAGUGCAGGAGAUCGAUCUAGACGCCGAGGCCACCAACAAGCAACGCGACUCCGCAGAAGGCGAGGCUUCGCCGGCUGCCGGUCUUGGCCAGGAGCUCAUCCUCCGCCCCGUGCGUCUCGAGAGGAACAGCGACGACGAGGACGACGACGAGCGCGACGGCGAUCGCGCUGGUUCGCUGGACGAUGACGACGACUACUCCGAAGACGAAUUCCGAGAGAGCAGCAACGGCACCACCAACAUCAUCAACACCAACACCGAUGACAUCAGAGACGCGCGGAUUGAGUCUUCGUCGGCGCCGGUCUUCCUCAUCGACGACCACCCGGCGCCGCCUCCGCGAAGCCUCGGUAGCAGCGCCAACGGCAACGGCACGGGACCCUCGGGCGGCAGCCAGGCGGACACCAUCGUGAUCGACUGA
This is a messenger RNA of Acanthamoeba castellanii str. Neff, 1833 nucleotides long. RefSeq names its product MIZ/SPRING zinc finger domain containing protein. Gene Ontology annotation, molecular function: SUMO ligase activity; zinc ion binding. The record is from RefSeq and is a predicted model, not a curated record. The transcript has 9 exons. Gene Ontology annotation, biological process: protein sumoylation. NCBI's taxonomy places the organism in Eukaryota, Discosea, Longamoebia, Acanthamoebidae. Bases 1 to 1833 code for a protein of 610 amino acids.